Molecule: messenger RNA, 1053 nt
Organism: Leptonychotes weddellii (Weddell seal)
Lineage: Eukaryota; Metazoa; Chordata; Mammalia; Carnivora; Phocidae
Gene: ARL11
Product: ARF like GTPase 11
Molecular function (GO): GTP binding; GTPase activity
Source: RefSeq, a predicted model, not a curated record
GCAGCCCCUGCAGUUCCUUCUCUUCUCGCUCUUGGGACGCUACCGCCGCGCGGAAAGCAGCUGCGGGCGAGCGGACUGCCACAGAGGAGGAGCUUUCGGCCGCAGCCUAGUAACACCGAGAGCGCAGGCCUGUGUUUGAAACCUGACAUGGUAAAGACACUUCCUGCUUUUGGAGGAGAGGCUCUUCUUCGAUGUGCCUGCGUGGAUUUGUGUUCCUCCCGAAAAGAAUGGCUGAUGUGUGCACCUGGCCUUUCUCCCCUAGGGAUUAGCAGGAGCCACCAUGGGUUCUGUGAAUUCCCGAGGUCACAAGGCAGAAGCCCAGGUGGUGAUGAUUGGCCUCGACUCAGCUGGGAAGACCACACUCCUGUACAAACUGAAGGGCUACCAGCUGGUGGAGACCCUGCCCACUGUUGGUUUCAACGUGGAGCCUCUCAGAGUCCCUGGGCAUGUGUCUCUGACCAUCUGGGAUGUGGGGGGGCAGACCCAGCUGAGGGCCAACUGGAAGGACUACCUGGAAGGCACGGAUGUCCUCGUGUAUGUGCUGGAUAGCACAGAUGAAGCUCGCUUGCCCGAGGCGGUGGCUGAGCUCGUGGAAGUCCUUAAUGAUCCACACAUGGCCCACGUCCCUUUCUUGGUGCUGGCCAACAAGCAGGAGGCGCCCGAUGCUCUGCCGCUGCUCGGGAUCAGAGACAGGCUGGGCCUGGAGAGAUUCCAGGACCGCAGCUGGGAUCUCCGGGCCUGCAGUGCCCUCACCGGCGCUGGGCUGCCCGAGGCCCUGCAGAGCUUGAGAAGGCUCCUGAAAUCCCGCUGCCACUGUGUCUCCAGGUGAGCGCAGGUGCAGCGGGGGAGUGGGGAGAGCAAGAAGACUGGAUCCAGGCAGAGCAGCGUGCCUUUGCCCAUAUGAACUGAAAGAAGCAGCUAGUCCUUGAGAAUCUGAAACUCAGUUUGUCAAAUAAGACGUCCUUCCGUGCUUGGACAGGAUAUUUUCUUCUUGGGGCUUAUUGUCACGAGGGUUUAUGCUGAAAACCAACUAUUCUUUGAAUAAUAAUACUG